CCUUCCAUUUAAAUUGCCGUUUUAUGCAGACCACCCAUUUCCAAUUCCAACCGCUAAACUAUCACUCAUCUUCAUCAUCAACAAUUUUUUCGCCACACACACAGUUAGCUGUGGAGAGAGGGAGAGGAACUCCUAACUAAAAUGCAGGUUUUGAGUCAAAUUUUCUCUCCUCGUACUCUAGCUCUUCGCCAUGGAAAUGGCUCGGAAACCCUAGGGCUUUCAACAUCGCAUUCGAGAUCACAGCGGAGGAAUAUUUGGCGCAGCGGAGUUUCCUCGUUCAUCGAUAGGAGGGGAAAUUUAAGCGAUUUGACUAAAAAGGAGAGGGGGAAUGUAGUAGUUUCAUCCGUGGAAGAAGGAAUCUCGGGUACUGGUGCGCAAAGAAAGAGAAAAGUGGUUGAACAUAUAUGCCUAGUCAAAGCAAAAGAAGAUUUGUCUGAAGAGGAAGAGAAAGACAUGCUGGAUUUUCUUUAUACGACUCAAUAUCAGAUGCGGGGCAUUGUUGCCAUGUCAUUAGGACGUAUUUGUGAUCAAAAUCCUGAGCAAUGUACCCAUGCCAUAUUUAUGCGUUUCCAGACGAAAGAGGACCUUGCCAAGUUUUAUGAGAACACCUUCUACACGAAAGUUCUUAAGGAACAUGUGAUGCCCUACUGCCAUGGGUUUAUAAAUUUGGACUAUGAGUCUGAAGUAGAAGACGAUAUCCUGCCAAUCUUCCGGAAGGGAGAGGAGUUCAACUAUGGCGUCGAGCUCAUGCUACUUGUAGAAUUUAGUCAAAGUUCUUUGGAUGGGCCUGCUGAAGAUGCAAUUACUUCUCUUGCAAACCUGACAGUGGAGUUUCCUUCUCUGAUUGUUCAAGCUACUAAAGGUGCAAAUAUGAACAUGAACAAUGUGGAGUAUACUCACGGGGUAGUAGUGCGAUUUCGGUCAGUGGAGGCCUUCAAGAUCUUCAUGAGCAGUUCAGAAUACAAUACUAUCUGGGAAUCCAAAUUCAUGCCCUUCAUUCGAAAGGUUCUAUGCGUGCAUUUUUCAGUAGAUCCUGUGGGCAAAGAGCUUAUGUAGCAAGGUCAGUCUCCUUCAUACACUCUUCAGUAUCCCAUUAUCAGUCUCAGUCUCCUUCAUACACUCUUCAGUAUCGCAUUAUCAGUUUCUUCUAAAACAGUGUUCUUCAUGCAACAAUAUAAUUCAGGAUCUGUUACAGGAAAUCGAUGUAAUCACAACUUGGCUUUGAGUUACUUAUAUCUUCAUGCUUUCUCAUUCGUUACGUCAACAUUUAUUCAAAAAUCUCACUUUAAUUUCCGGAUCAACGCGCAUGCAUAUAUGAAGGAUAAGGUGCAGUUGGAAGAGUUUGAUUCCACUUUGUUCUGCCCCUCAUCCUCCUUGUAUCUAGGCCCCUUUUUUGGUGGCUCUGAGAAUUGUUUCUUCCACCUAUAUAAUGGGAUGAGUGUGCUUUCAAAUAUGCCCAUCAGCCUUCGCAUCAGACUCUUGUAAAAUGGGAUUUGUAUAAUAGAAACUAAUAGUAUUAGCUUUUUUUUAGGUUGUUUUAUAUUUUAAUCAUUUUUAGAAAUAAAUCAAGCAUGAAACAUAUUUUCUAUAUAUUCUUUUAGUCUGAUA
Molecule: messenger RNA, 1608 nt
Organism: Salvia miltiorrhiza (redroot sage)
Lineage: Eukaryota; Viridiplantae; Streptophyta; Magnoliopsida; Lamiales; Lamiaceae
Product: stress-response A/B barrel domain-containing protein UP3
Exons: 9
Coding region: 142-1056 (304 amino acids)
Source: RefSeq, a predicted model, not a curated record